Messenger RNA from Morchella sextelata, 1389 nucleotides. RefSeq lists its product as uncharacterized. NCBI's taxonomy places the organism in Eukaryota, Fungi, Ascomycota, Pezizomycetes, Pezizales, Morchellaceae. The record is from RefSeq and is a predicted model, not a curated record. The transcript has 3 exons. The coding region runs from base 1 to 1389 and encodes 462 amino acids.
AUGCAAGUAGGCAAACCACGAAUCACUAUAAAUGUUCAAGGCGAAGAACCCACCCAGUAUAAUGGAGGGUUGAAAUCAUACUCGACAUUGGACACUAUUAAGGGAGAGGUGACUAUUAUUGCAACUACAGCAGACAUUCGAUUCGAUGAUGUCCAGGUUACAUUUGAAGGGAAACAACGAACAUGGAUGGAUAGAAUGGGGGCCACGCCCGCAACAUCGGGCCGAACUUCUUCGACAAUCACAUUUCUCAAGCUGACCCAGCCCACGGAUGAAACCUUGCUGCCGCAUCCCCGCAUCUUGGAAAGGGGAAGGAAGUACAUAUUCCCAUUCACCUUUGUAAUUCCCGAACGCCUCCUCCCAACGGCCUGCACACACACGCUCAAAAACGACUCAGUCCGAGACUCGCAUCUCCAACUACCCCCUUCUGCUGGCGACCCCUCUCUUGCAACAGAUCAGGGGUGCCUAGCUGAUGAUUUAUUCCCGGACAUGACUCUAGUAUCUUAUUACAUUCAAGCCAAGUUGGUGCGCCGCCGAGAGUCGGACGGAAAAGCUGUUUCGCUCGGAGAUACGUUUCGGAGAGUGCGUAUCCUCCCAAUCGUGGAGGAGCUUCCGCCAGUGCAUAUAGAAGACCAUCCGGGCGAGUAUGUGAUGCGUGCGGAGAAGGAUAUCAAAAAGGGAUUCUUCAAGGGGAAAAUGGGACGCUUGAUAGUGGAGGCCGAGCAGCCUAGGUCAUUGCGGUUAUCGAAAGACUCACUAUGUCCAGCGACAACGAUGGUGCCAGUGUCGCUCUGGUUCGUCCCUGCAGAUGAAGCGCUAGAGCCGCCAAAACUAGGGAGUUUGACUGCAAAGUUGAAGGUGUUGACCUUCUAUUCAACAUCCCAACUUAGUUAUAUUCCGGGACCAAGCUCCAAAAACGGAGACCCGUCAUUAGGAUAUUAUGGCGAAUCACUACUACUAUCAUCAAGGUGUAUGGAGAGUGCCAAAUGGGUUAAACAACCAUUAGCACCUGGUCCAGCGACAACAUAUAAAACAACCGUUCUAGUCCCCGUUACUGCUCCGAAAUGUAAAGAGCUUGUUCCAAGCUUUACAUCGUGUCUCAUGUCCCGCUCUUAUACACUCGAUCUCUCCAUAUCCGUACAAGCAUCCACCCAUACCAGCCCUUCCGUCUCGCUGAAACUUCCAUUGCAAGUCUCACACCCUGCUACUCCUUCCUCGCCAGUCCUUACAGUAGCCAAUCCAAAUAUCGACGAAUUCUUUACCCCACGCUCUAUAGCUCCUCCAGAGUUAGAGCAGAACAGAUCUGGACUGCCAGGAUAUUCAAUACUUUCUGGACGCGAGGUACCUGUGAGGAUACCGUCCCCAGUUGGGAUCUCGCCUGGGUGCGGUUGA